UUUCGCGCAACCGCCAGCAUUCGCGACCUAUACAUCCACAGCCCAGGCUCCUUUACCAACCAGAUCAGGUUACAUCAUCCCGAUCAUUAGACUUUGAGCCACCGCCUUUCCUCUUGUCUUGUGAGUUAAAUGUCACGAUUCGGCCCUUCAAUGUUAGGCACCCCAUACAGCAAGGCCGAGUAAUGAAGCCGUACUACGAUUAUGGCACUGCCUCACACCUUGCCGACUUACGGUCGCAUUAACGCGACUUGAUUCGCGCCUACGGUCCGACACCGUGCUUCUUGGAUGCGGCAUAUCGUGGUUAUCGACAAAUUGGAAUGAUGGAUGGCCUAACGUCUUCAUAACAAAGAAAUCCUCGCCGAUGAGUUCGACAUCCCCUCAAAACGUCGCGCAUUGUCCAAUUCGCGUAUCAGACUCUAUAUCGUGAUCGUUCGAGUCUCAACAUUGGCUUGUCCCAACAUGCGCGGAGAUUUGCUGUCGUCAGCAUGUCUGCUCCUCGCAACUACACUACCAGCACACGCCGCUUUCUCUGAAUUCUUCUUCGCGGGUAACAAUGGAACAAGCGCUCUAAAGACCUGUCCCGAAUCCUUGCUCGAAUGUGCUCCUCCAUCAGUCUGUUCAUUUGACGACCGAACUCAGAAGUAUUAUUGUUGCGAACCUGGAAAAACAGACGCCGUUUGCUGGGGGCCUAAUUCAGGCUGCGAUGGAGGAGACAGUACUACUCCUUCAGGUGGCCAACAAGCCUGUUCAUCGGAACCCAACACCUUUUGUUGUUUAAAAUCAAGUGAGACCUGCACGGAAACAGCAGACCAAAUUAACAUCUGCUGGAGCCAACUGGACAAUCCGAUCGCCUCUCUAAAUGCGACCGCCGUAAAUGCAACAGCGCAAUCACUUGAAUCAAUUCGACCAUCUGCAGCUACAUACGCAGUCGACCUGUCUGCUCUACAAACGCUCACAUCAACCGCCGCUGCUUCGUCAUCACAUAACCCAAGCGCGUCAGGACAACAGCCCGCCGCUACCACAACGUCAUCUAUAUUGUCUCAAACAACGGCCUCGCACUCUGAGGCAACUUCCAAUAAUAGCAGCACAGACGGAGGUCUAUCAAGUGACGCGAUAGGCGGCGUGGUUGGUGGGUUGGUGGGUGGACUGGCUCUACUCGGUCUGGCUGGGUUUUUCUUUUGGCGCAGAUUGAAGAAUGGCAAACGCAAUCCCUACAAGCCGGCGAAUUUACACAAUUCAGCCACACACUCAGUUGGUUAUCCAAGUGAGAUGGACUCAAACCAUAUCUACACGUCAUCACCAGCGACUGAAAAAUACGGAUAUGCAGUCACUCCUGUGUCAGAAGUGGCCGCAGAUCGAGCACCAGCAGAGCUCCCAGAAACUUCGCCGCACAGCAGAUAGACGGAGCGACUUAAUAAUAAGUUGGAGGCCGCAUCGUAGAAAGCAGCGCAUGUUGCACCGCAAUCACGCCUUUGAUAUUCGACUCUAUGAGACUGCACGUCAAAUUUCACCAUCAGUCGUUCUUUGUACACCUCAGUAAUCGCGCACACAAGAUCACUCUGUCCUCAAAUAUGUUUCAACGAAGGUCACAAACAACCGCUUUGAAAUUAUCCGUCUUCAGAUGUGAAACCUGUUAGUAAGCUCUUGUGGGCACAGAAGUGAUAUGACCGAUCGCGACAGCAGGCCAUUACAUAACUAC
Messenger RNA from Alternaria alternata, 1699 nucleotides. RefSeq lists its product as hypothetical. NCBI's taxonomy places the organism in Eukaryota, Fungi, Ascomycota, Dothideomycetes, Pleosporales, Pleosporaceae. The transcript is spliced from 2 exons. The record is from RefSeq and is a predicted model, not a curated record. Bases 460 to 1401 code for a protein of 313 amino acids.